This is a messenger RNA of Dentiscutata erythropus, 2196 nucleotides long. The record is from the annotation of a GenBank genome assembly. Lineage: Eukaryota; Fungi; Glomeromycota; Glomeromycetes; Diversisporales; Gigasporaceae.
AUGGUGUUAGCCGAUCUCGGCCGUCGGAUCAAUGCUGCUCUAGCUAAAAUCAAUAAGGAGCCUGUAAUCGACGAAAAAGUACUUGAUGCUGUAUUGAAAGACAUCUGUCAUGCACUUUUGGAAGCUGACGUAAAUGUUCGUCUGGUCGGAAGUUUGAGAAAUAAUGUAAAGACUGCAGUCAACAUUCAAGAUCUUGCCGCUGGAAUUAAUAAGAGGAGAGUCAUACAAAAAACUGUUUUAGAUGAGCUUUGUAGACUUGUUGAACCUGGUACUGAACCAUAUAAACCAAAGAAAGGUGCAACCAAUAUUAUAAUGUUUGUUGGUUUACAGGGCAGUGGUAAAACAACAACUUGUACAAAAUUGGCAUAUCAUUAUCAACGUAAAGGUUGGAAAGUAUGUCUAGUAUGUGCUGAUACAUUUCGUGCUGGUGCAUUUGAUCAAUUGAAACAAAAUGCUACUAAAGCAAAAAUACCAUAUUAUGGAAGUUACACUGAAACUGAUCCUGUUCAAAUAGCCCAUGAAGGUGUUGAAAAAUUUAAAAAGGAGGGUUUUGAAAUAAUCAUUGUAGAUACUUCUGGGAGACAUAAACAAGAAACUGAAUUGUUUGAAGAAAUGAAACAAAUUUCUGCUGUAGUUAAUCCUGACAAUACUAUUUUCGUAAUGGAUGGAACAAUCGGUCAGGCUGCUGAAUCUCAGGCAAAAGCUUUUCAUGAAGCUGCUGAUAUUGGUUCGAUUAUAAUAACUAAAAUGGAUGGUCAUGCAAAGGAACAUAGGAAUGAUCUUACGUGGAAUCAAGGGUUUGGAAGUUUCGAAAGUGAACCGAGCGAUUUGUUAUUUGAUACAUGUGAAUAUCAAUCGAAUUAUAAUUAUCAAACCUUUAAUUUGGAUAAUGGAACAAGUUCACAAGAUACUCAUAAUCUUGCAUCGAAUCAGGGCUUUGAAAGUCUGGAAAAUGAGCCGAAUGAUUUGUUAUUAGAGAUGGACUAUCAAAUAGUUGAUUCGGAUGAUGGUAGUUCUACUAUCAAUUUGGAAAAUGAAACAAGUUCACAUAAUAAUGAAGAAUCAUGUAAAGACACUUUGCAAUUAUAUAUUGGUCGUUCGUUUAAUGAAUGGGAGGAAGUGGAUAAAUUCUUGGAAUUAUUUGGAAAGUGUAAAGGGUUUUCUUUUAGAAGAAACAGGAAUGAAUUUCACUCAGACCAUUUAAGCAUCUGUUAUCAUAGUUAUGAAUGCUCAUAUUCACGUGUGCAUAAGGCUAAAAAAGUAGUUGAUAUAACCAAGCAGCAUGAAAAGCUCUUAGCAACAAUAAAUUGUAAAUGGCAUGUUAAUUUUAAUAAUCGUAAGGAAACUAAGGAGAUAAUUUGUACCUCUCUUGUUGAUAAACACAAUCACGAAAUGAAUCCCUUAGUUGCUCAAACAGCGCCACAUUUUCAUAAAUUGUCAAAAGAGAUGAUUGAGGAUGUAAGGUUUUAUACAUGUUCUACGGAGGGUAUAGGCUUGCCUCACGUUGCAGGUCGAUAUUUUCCAACUAUAGAUUCUUUGAUCCAGGAGUACUUGAUUUCAUAUAUUCUCUCUUUACAAAGACAGCAGCUUUCUAAAAGUUUUUUGUACGAAGCUACUGAACUUUCUUUUGAUUGGAAUAAAGAUUUCUCUGAACCGGAAAAUGUCAUGGAAGAUGGGUAUAUCGAAGAUGAUUACGAGUGGCGUCAAACAGGUCUUAGGUCACUGCUACAAACUUUAAAGUCUCAGCUUCGUACUAGCAAUGUACUUAUUUCAACUUUGAAAAAAUCCAAUAGUGAGAAGAGCCGUUGGUCUAAAGGCUACGGAAUAUCCAAGAAAGCGUUGAAUCUAAUGAUACGUCUUAACUGCAACAAUGAGUUUUUUCAAAUGAUGGAAGAGUUUAUUUCUUCGAAAACACGUGAGUUAGAACUUUUGAAAAACAGGAAGGAAAAGAAAAAUGAUAAAGAAAAUGAUAAAGAAAAUGGUGAAAAUGUAAUUGAAUCACAACAAUAUGUAGUUGCGAAUCCAUAUGUAACUAAAUGUUGUGGUAGACCACCUAAACGUUUCAAAGAUGCACUUGAAAAUAUUACUAAUACUUGUCAAAUGGUGGUUCAUAAUGAGCAAUGUGAAAGAAAAAGGAAUAAAUGUAAUAAUUGUAGGAUUAUAGUUAUAAUGUUAGAACCUGUUCAGUAUAAUUGA